UGCUCAGAAAGAGCAGUUUAUUGCUGCUGUAGUUACUCAUCACUGUCCUCCCCACAAAGCGCAUCUCCGAUACUCAACUUGACCUGACCUGGUUUAAUCCUCAAAGUCAUUUUUGUUUCGGUCAACAAGGUCUCGACCGAUCACUUCAUCUCUCCUCGUCCUCGACUCGAGCGCUCAUCCUCUUGCGCGACAGCAGGCGCAGACAGCGCACUGUCCGACCCGGGCAUUAGAAUAAGUGACUGUUGCGGUGAGGAGGAAUUGUGGGAGGACUCAGUGGAUGACAAGCUGUGCGCUGGGAGGUAGAGAGGCGAAUAAAAUCACACAGAAGCUCAAGCUCGACUCCAGCGACGGAAUCCCGGCUUGUUUACUCUGUACCGGGCACAGAGGAACACCGCUGCGCAGGCAUAACUAAAAGAGCGGAGUGUGGACCGGGGGGGCGGCUGUCUGUCUGUCACCACCAUGUCAGCGGCAACGGCUUCAAUAGCAGAUGUGUCCAGGACUGAUUUUACAAACAAAGAUGAUGGCGGUGACCGGAAUAACUUAGGUCAGUUCCAGGCUCAGUGCACACCCAUGCCGCUGCCUGCCCUGGGCACCCAGAAAAUCAUCCAGGGCAAUGGCACCAAUGUGGGCACAGUCAUUUCCCUGCAGUGCCCAGCCAAACACAAACUGGUAGGAAGAGAGCUGAUGUGUGUCAUGGGCACCAACAGCACCCACUGGGUGGGGGAGACCUACUGUAAACCUAUGGCUCCCUACGAGGACUAUGGCUUCCGUGUGGCUGUUUUGGCAUCCAUUGUAAGCUCAGCCAUAAUCCUCCUCAUGUCCGUGGCCUUCAUCACCUGCUGUUUGCUCGACUGCAUCAAAGAGGACAAAAGGAAAGAGCAGGAGACGGACUCAGAUGUGUGGCAAUGGGAGGAGCAGGCCCAACAUCAGGAGGACAACAGGUCUCGCUACAGCCAUAAAGGCAGGAACAACAACAACAACACCCAGGAGAAGAUGCUCUCCCUGUGGGACACCCACAACCCAGCUAUGUGUGACAACAUGCGAGCCUGCAGAUGUCAUCAGGAAUACGCUUAUGGUCCCGUCUGCACAUAUAAUGGCCCCACCGCUCUGCUUGCUGCUCUACCAGGGCAUGACUAUGACCAGCCUCUCUUACCGCAAAACCCAGAUUCUGCACAGAUCUCUGGUCCACCUCAAUACCCCGGACCUCCUCUGUCCUCUUGUCAAACUACGAGCCCAGGCCUGGUCCAGAUCUCAGCAGCGGGACCUGGUUUGGUGUGGCAGUAUGGAAGACAGCACAGCAGUUUGUCAGGAGCGAACCCGUCAACCACAGAUGAGUCCAACACAAGGAAUAUAAACCCGGCCAAAGAAUUUUCCAUAAGGAUCAUAUCAGUGUGAGGACAUAUUAAUGAGGUGAAUACCAUCAGUCAAGAACUUGUUUAAUGACCAAAUAAGUACAACAGGGUCGACUUUAUCAAUGAGGACUACAGGAAGUAAUCACUGAACAUUCCUGCUCUUGUUGAUAUUGUUAUGUGUGCAGUUCUACACAGUAUGAGGGCUCUGUAGGCAUACUGAUCUGACAGACGCAUGUGCCUUUUGUAAACUGUAAUGGCACACUGCCCUCUGUCUGAAAAGGGAAGCCAUUGCACUUUCAGGACACCAGCCUUUUUGGAUGAGACUCGCUGUAAUUAGAAUGUCAUGGGAUUUCCUUGACCUUAAUUGAGCUUAAAUGAAAUUGUUGUGAUGAGGUUGAGGUUAACGAUUAAGAUGUCUAUGGGGAUAUAGUUCACAACAGGAGGAGGAGUGGAGCGACUGGAAAGCACUAGACUGGCAUGUUUGUAAAUAUAAUUUUUAAGGAAUGUAAUUCAAUUAAAGACUUCUAUUGACAAUGAGUGAGACUGUAUUGCAAUGGAAAGAGGGCAAUAGUGGACAUUUCUUUCUAAGGGAUAAAUGCAGAUUUACAAGUCAACUUGAUAAGGCCACAUCACAGUGAGUUUGACUGUUCUGUGUCAUGAUGUAAAAGUAGGUGAGAAACUAAAGGAAAAUGUUAAUAAAUGAGUGGAGAAACAUAA
Seriola dumerili (greater amberjack) is the source of this 2069-nucleotide messenger RNA. RefSeq lists its product as uncharacterized. Lineage: Eukaryota; Metazoa; Chordata; Actinopteri; Carangiformes; Carangidae. The transcript is spliced from 5 exons. Bases 460 to 1395 code for a protein of 311 amino acids. Gene Ontology annotation, cellular component: plasma membrane. The record is from RefSeq and is a predicted model, not a curated record.